GUGUUGCCCAAACUCUGCAGGCUCUUUGUUUGAAAUUCCACGGUGACUGGUAAUCUGUAAGGACGCUCAGCGUGGACCUCUAAGUGCUGACUGAUCCAGACCCUGCCUGGUCCCCCUGAACCUGACACCCACCAUGGAUGACUUUGACCGCCGCAGAGAGCUGAGGAGACAAAAGCGGGAAGAGAUGCGCCUGGAAGCAGAGAGAAUCGCCUACCAGAGGAAUGAUGACGACGAGGAAGAGGCUGCCCGAGAAAGGCGCCGCCGAGCCCGGCAGGAAAGGCUGCGGCAGAAGCAGGAGGAAGAAUCCCUGGGGCAGGUGACUGACCAGGUGGAGGUGAAUGCCCAGAACAGUGUGUCUGCCGAGGAAGCCAAGACAAGCGCCCCCAACCCUCAGGGGGAGGGCGAUGAGGAAGCUGCCCUCCUGGAGCGCCUGGCCCGGCGGGAGGAGAGGCGCCAAAAACGCCUCCAAGAAGCUCUGGAGCGACAGAAGGAGUUCGACCCCACCAUCACCGACGCAGGCGGGUCGCUCCCCAGCCGAAUGGAGAACAACACGGCCGAGAAUGAGGCCGCCGAGAAGGAGGAGAAGAGCGAGAGUCGCCAAGAGAGCUAUGAGAUAGAGGAAGUGCAGAUCAUCACCAAGGCCUACCAGAAGAACGACUGGAGGGACGCGGCCGGAGAGAACAAGAAAGAAGAAAAGGAGGAGGGAGAGGAAGAGAAGCCAAAGCAGGGAAGCGUUGACGACCAUCAGGUAGAGGUUAUGGUGGAGGAAAGAAGGAGAGAAGGCACAGCGGAAGCUGUCGGGACGCCCCUGAAAAACGGGCAUCUCAGUGCAGAAGAGAGCACCCCAGAGGAGGGGAGGGACCAAGAGUCGGAGGAGGGGGCCCAUCAGGAAAAGGUGGAAGCGAUCGAAAGGGAGCGGGCCGAGGCAGAGAGGGCAAAGUUGGAGGCGGAAGAAAGAGAAAGACUUCAGGCCGAGCAAGAGAGAAAGAUGGCGGAGGAAAGAGCUAGGGUGGAGGCCGAAGCACAAGCUGCACGAGAAAGGGAGCAGAGGGAGAGAGAAGAAAGGGAAAGAGCGGAGGAGGAAGAGAAAAGGGCAGAGGAGAGGCGACGGGCACAGGCGGAGGAGGAAGAGAAAAGGGCAGAGGAGAGGCGACGGGCACAGGCCGAGGAGGAAGAGAGGGCCAAACGAGAGGAGCAAAGACGUAGGCAGCAACUGGAAGCGAACAGAAACGAAGCUCAAGAGCGGAGGAGCCAGGGGGAGAGGGUCCCAGAGCAACUAGCAGGGAAACGGGUCCCUGAGAAGAAGGUGCCAGAAGAGAAAGCUCAGCCCGCCCACCCCAAGAAACAGGGAGAAGACAAAGGGACUAAAGUACAACUUAAGAGAGAAAAGUCCCAAGAAGACAAGGCCACCUUCAAAAAAGAAGAGAGCAAAGGUGAGAAGCUCAGAAAGGACAAAGAGCCCAAGGAAGAAGGGAAGAGCAUCCUGGAUCGGAAGAAGGGAUUCACAGACGUCAAGGCUCAGAAUGGAGACUUUAUGGCUCACAAACUGAAGCCCACCGAGAACACUUUCAGCCGCGGUGGUGCAAGGCCAAGCUCAGAAACCAAGGAGACAGAGGCCACCUCCCAAGUGGAGGCCGGCAAGCGCUUGGAGGAGCUUCGACGCCGGCGCGGGGAGACGGAGAGUGAGGAGUUCGAGAAGCUCAAACAGAAGCAGCAGGAGGCAGCCCUGGAGCUGGAGGAGCUGAAGAAGAAGAGGGAGGAGCGGAGGAAAGUCCUGGAGGAAGAGGAGCAGAAGAAGAAGCAGGAGGAGGCAGAGCGCAAAGCCCGGGAGGAGGAGGAGAAGAGGAGGCUAAAGGAGGAGAUUGAAAGGCGAAGAGCAGAGGCUGCUGAGAAACGCCAGAAGAUGCCCGAAGAUGGCUUAUCCGAGGAUAAGAAGCCCUUCAAGUGCUUCACUCCCAAAGGUUCAUCUCUCAAGAUAGAAGAGCGAGCGGAAUUUUUGAAUAAGUCUGCGCAGAAAAGUGGUGUCAAAUCAACUCAUCAAGCCACCGUCGUCUCCAAGAUUGACAGCCGACUGGAGCAGUAUACCAGUGCCAUUGAGGGAACAAAAUCUUCAAAACUUACGAAGCCAGCUGCCUCGGAUCUUCCCGUCCCCGCGGAGGGGGUGCGCAAUAUCAAGAGCAUGUGGGAGAAGGGGAACGUCUUCUCAUCCCCCACCGCGUCGGGCACCCCAAACAAGGAAACAGCUGGCUUGAAGGUGGGAGUGUCCAGCCGCAUCAGUGAAUGGUUGACCAAAACCCCAGAAGGGAGCAAGUCACCGGCUCCCAAACCUUCUGAUUUGAGACCAGGAGAUGUAUCAGGCAAGAGGAACCUCUGGGAGAAGCAGUCUGUGGAAAAGGUCACCUCUCCCACUAAGGUUUGAGACCCUUCAAGAAGGAACCCAACAUAGGCCUCGCGACGCUGGGGCAGCGCAGCUGAGGGAGGCUGAUCUGCUCUGUUUUAUAUUUAUGUUGGUCUACUCCGUCGGGUUCAUUCUCUCUUGUUGUAUUUCCCAUUAUCCCAGUAAGCCCAUGUAUAUGAUCACUAUAUUUAAUAAUCGCAGUCUAGAGAUGUUCAUGGUAAAAGUACUGCCUUUGCACGGGAGCCUGUUUCUAAAGAAAACCAUGCUGUGAAAUCGAGACUUUUCUACUGAUCCUCGGAGCGCUGUAUCCCAACAGUGACCCCCAACCACACCAGAAGUCACCGGAGGGGAGAUCCCAGUGGGAGGGGGGAAUUUGCCUGAGGAAUGCAUGCAGUAUCUACAGGAAAAAAACAAACCCAAACAAAACAACCGUAGCGGUUUGUUUUUGUGUUUGAAAUACAGAAGUCGUCUUGUCUCUGCACUUUAGGGUAAAAAGCAUGGAAGGAAUUAUCUUAGGAGGUAAUUCUAACCCUUUCUGAAAGUCACUCAUUUCAGACUUGAGAAUCUACAAUCAUGAUUGCCUUAAAAAAAAAAGGACUGUUAGGGUGUGCCUUUUCCAGGCUGAUUCGUAUCUCCUUGGGGUCUGAUGGGCGUGGACAGUGGUACUGAUUUCUUUAGGUUGGUUGCUUUGUGGACUUCUUUGCUAGUGAUAGGAACCUGACCCACACUUUAGAUGACCUGAUUAUGUAUGUAUGUGCAUAGACUUAUGCAGACACACUAAUGGUAGAACGCUUUCUUUAUGUGCUAGAUGAUUAUAUUUAGUAGCAUGUCCUUAUAACUAGCCAUUAUCACAACUUUAAAUUUUUUUUCAAAUCACAAUAUUAUGUUAAUAUUCCAUCUUUGCCAAUAACUACUGCAUGGCAGAAUAGGUUUUGGUAUGUUGUCGAUGGCCUCUAAGGAAAAAAAUGUAUUGGAAAAAAAAAAAAAAAAAAGGGGUCAUGUCAAACCAAGUUGACAUUUCCUGCAUUUUUGUUUAUAAUUCAGAGCCAUGUGGAAGGUCAGUAUGGAUUUUACUAAAUCUGCCCUCUCAGUUCAACGCCAGGUCGGCUUGUCCUGAACAAUAAAAUUCACCGCAGGCCUGGUCUUAGGGGAUCCCUCUGGCCCCUUCCUUCUCUCAAAUUAAAGAGCAGAAUUUAAGGGGAGAAGCUGGCACAGGGUGGAAUUCCACCUCUGGGCCUACAUAAAGGGCCAUGGUGGUGAGUGGUCAGAAGCAGGAAGGGAAAGGUAACAGAGCCCAGUGUUGGAUAGCCCUGCCGGCAUCUCCACCUUGAGUAUCCUCUGAGACAUUUGUUGUCAACUGACCGUCUCUACCUUCUCCUGUCAUUUGUCGUACUUGGAUCCUGUGUGGCCAGUUCAAAACGACCUGUUAACUUUCUGUGUGUUUUGAUCCUUCACCCCCAGAGUCUUUUUUUUUUUUAACAGAAACCAUCCAGAUAUCAAGUCUCACUUGAGGCUGUCAGACUUUCUUCUCUACAGGGUAUGAGAGGCGUGCUCUCCAGUGGCUCCACAGACCUUCCUAGUCAUAGACAUCACCAUCUAAUGGGGCCCUAUAAACCUCCGUCUCCACUGCCUUAGUCUCCAUCCCAACCGCAGGGGAGGAGCCGCCAAGGAAUGAUUUCCUAACUCACAGUGUACCCCUAAGAGAACUAGCCAGGGCAGUGCUGGCCUGAGGAGUGGUUACGAGCAUCCAAAAUCUACUUUCCUCAUAAAUGGAUAACAAGUACUUGAGUCCAUAAAUGGAUAACAAGUACUUGUAGCACAGCUGGGCCGAAGGAUAGAAGCCACCAAUAUUCCACAAGUAGCCCUCUCCCACCCCAGACAGAGUAGACCGAAGGCUAUGGUAAGAUCAACUACAAGCUGGAGAUGCAACACUGGCUCAGCCUCAGGUCUCAUCACUGGAGUGACAGAAAGCAGCAUUUGAACUAUGGCCUCUGUAAGGUGACACCCCUCUGCAGCUCUUUAAAGUAAGGGCUGCACCUGGUCAUCAUUAACCAUGUUUCCAGACAACAGUGGAGAAGUGGAGCUAGCAAUCCUGAUUUUAAUCCCAAUAGUUGGCUGGAGUGCCUUUUAGGGUAGACUCUUGUUGUGUGGGGCUUCAAUCUUUAGGCAAACAAAUUCCUGGCUUACUUGUUCCAUUACGAUUCUCUUUGUUAUCUUUAAGAGGUAAAAACUGCAAACUGACUAGCAUGUUCUGUGAAUCUGCCAUUCAUAAAACUUUUCUAGACACAGCAUCUUUUUAUCACUGAUUACUGAUCGCUGCAAUACAAAUAUAUUGUGAAAAUGCAUCCACAAUAAAUGGAAUUCCUCCCAA
This is a messenger RNA of Echinops telfairi (small Madagascar hedgehog), 4769 nucleotides long. It is a transcript of the gene CALD1, whose product is annotated as caldesmon 1. Gene Ontology annotation, molecular function: actin binding; calmodulin binding; myosin binding. Gene Ontology annotation, biological process: angiogenesis; actin filament bundle assembly; muscle contraction. The record is from RefSeq and is a predicted model, not a curated record. Gene Ontology annotation, cellular component: actin cytoskeleton. The coding region runs from base 134 to 2419 and encodes 761 amino acids. NCBI's taxonomy places the organism in Eukaryota, Metazoa, Chordata, Mammalia, Afrosoricida, Tenrecidae. The transcript has 14 exons.